Didymodactylos carnosus is the source of this 903-nucleotide messenger RNA. The record is from the annotation of a GenBank genome assembly. NCBI's taxonomy places the organism in Eukaryota, Metazoa, Rotifera, Eurotatoria, Philodinida, Philodinidae.
AUGUUUCUAUCGGCAUUACUGAUUAUUACUGUAAUUCUCAUUUUAUUAUACUUAUUAAAAAUUUAUUAUUGGAGUGGUGGAUCAUUCAAAUCAGACCAACGUCUUGAUGGGAAAUAUGUUAUUAUCACUGGUGCUAAUACAGGCAUUGGUAAAGCGACAGCAACAGAUCUUGUACAAAGAGGUAUUAUAUGUGGAUAUUAUAAAGAUCGAACUGAUAAAAAAUGUUUUCUUAUUGGUUUAGGUGCUCACGUUAUAUUGGCAUGUAGAGAUCGUCAACGUGCACAGACAGCAGCUGAUGAUAUUCGAAAUAAAACUGGUUCUCAAAAUGUUGAAAUUGAAAUAGUAGACACAUCAUCAUUGGAAUCUGUUAAAAGUUUUGCUAUACGUAUUAGAAAGAAAUUAAAACAUUUAGAUAUACUGAUAAAUAAUGCUGUUGCUCAUAUGGAAAUUCAAUUUGACGAUAUUAAUCUUGAGAAACGUUAUACUCCACUCAUUGGUUAUGCUCAUUCUAAACUUGCCAAUAUUUUGUUUACGCGUGAACUAGCAAAAAGAUUGCAGGGAACAAAUAUAACAGCUAAUUCUCUGCAUCCAGGUGUAAUUGUUACGGAACUUCUACGUUAUAACGAACAACGUAUACCUCCAUUUCUUUAUCCACUUUACUCACUUCUAAAACCGCUAGCGUGGUUCUUUACCAAAAAUGCUGACCAAGGUUCUCAAACUACAAUUCGAUUAGCCGUGGACAAAAAAUUAGAUGGUGUAACGGGAAAAUAUUUUAGUGACUGUGUAGAAGUUGCAACCUCAUCGCAAGCUUCAGAUGAUCAAGCCGCCAAGCGUCUAUGGGAAGUUAGUGAAAAAAUGACACGUUUGAAAGAAGCAGAAAAUGAAUUAGAAUCAAAAAUAUAG